This is a messenger RNA of Daphnia carinata, 826 nucleotides long. RefSeq lists its product as uncharacterized. Gene Ontology annotation, cellular component: extracellular matrix. The coding region runs from base 59 to 826 and encodes 255 amino acids. The record is from RefSeq and is a predicted model, not a curated record. Lineage: Eukaryota; Metazoa; Arthropoda; Branchiopoda; Diplostraca; Daphniidae. The transcript is spliced from 2 exons.
CAGUCGAUCGUUUGUCAUUUAAGACUCGCCAUCCAUCACCCGAGCCGGACCAUCCAUCAUGCAACGGUCGGCUGUCACCUUCGUCCUGAUGGCGUUGGCCGUUACAGUUAACUCGGCCAACAUUAAUACUUCCAAAUCGAAAGUAGUUACAACUACACAAGAUCCCGAUGAGGCAAUCGACCAGGGCGAUCCGUUCCAGUAUUCAUAUGCCGUCGAAGCCGAACCGACUGUCAACGACACUCGCGUUAGACAAUCUAAAGCAGAAAGCAGUGACGGCCAAGAAGUUAUCGGUCAAUACAAAGUACUCCUGCCAGACGGGCGACUUCAAACCGUAUCCUACACAUCUGGACCGAACGGCUACAAAGCUACAGUCAAAUAUGUUCAGCUUGGUAUGGAAAAUUUCGUGGCAUCAUCGACGGAAUCCAACGGCAGAUCUUUCACUAUGAGCCGGGCAGCUCCAAACCCAACGACGACAACAACAACAACAACAACAACGACGACUACUACAAGUAUUCCUGUUGUUGAGCAAGCGGCAGUUGAGCGACAGCAAACGCAGAGGCAGUCGGAAGCGAUCGAUAGCCGGACGAGCACGAGCUCCAGUCGAUCCAGGCAGCGCGUUAAUCGGACGCGAGGUGAACGAUUGCGUUCUUCACAGACGUUCGGCACGAGUUCGUCUGCCGUGAGAGUUGAAGAUGAAACUGGAAUUGAAUCGAUGGCUAGCCGACUGAGACCAUCGUCUUCUCGUCCAUUCGGAAUGAAAACGACGUGGAAAUUCGAUGGAAAUCGACAACAUCCCGACGAUGCCUUCCAAACUGAUUUGAAUUAA